Messenger RNA from Wyeomyia smithii (pitcher-plant mosquito), 3941 nucleotides. RefSeq names its product protein argonaute-2. The coding region runs from base 204 to 3761 and encodes 1185 amino acids. Gene Ontology annotation, molecular function: protein binding; RNA binding. The transcript is spliced from 10 exons. The record is from RefSeq and is a predicted model, not a curated record. NCBI's taxonomy places the organism in Eukaryota, Metazoa, Arthropoda, Insecta, Diptera, Culicidae.
AAAAAAAGUGCAUUCCAAUAGGAACUUUCAUUCGAUUGCAUCAGUUCAGUGCUGUGAAAUCAAAACAGAAUAAGCAAGAACUAUUUGAGCACAUAUAUCUAUCAGUUUUUUAAAUAGAAUUCAUUCAUCUCUAGUAUUAUUCCAAGGAUAAUAAAUUGCGUGUUUGAUUUACCGUGCAAAUUUAACAACUGAGUGAAAAUAACAUGGAUAUACAAGGGAAAAAAAAACAAAAGAAAAACCAACCUGGUACCAACCCACAGGCACCAUCCGGUUCAACCCCGGCGCCAUCUCCUGCACCUGCUUCCAGUCAACAAGCAGGUGGUAAAGGAAAAAAAAAGUAUCAACAUGCAGGAGGUGGCGAUAAACCGCAUGAGCAAAAACAACAUCAAUCGAUGUCUACGCCGAUGCAACCUGCUGAACAGCAAGCUACUGCUAACGUGGGCGACAGUAGUGAACAAUCAGUUGCACCAAAAGGACAAGGGAAGAAAGAUUGGAAACAAAAGAAACAGCAAAAGUUUCAGCAAGGUCAUCAACAAGGCCAGCAAUAUCAACAGCAGCAACAACACCACCAGGGUCAGCAACAAUAUUCGCGAGGACAACAACAAUAUUCGCAAAGCGAGCAACAAUAUCCGCAAGGUCAACAACAAUAUGUGCAAGGUCAACAACAAUAUUCCCAAGGCCAACAACGAUAUCCACAAGGCCGACAACAAUAUAUGCAAGGUCAACAACAAUAUUUGCAAGCACAACAACAAUACCCACAAGGCCAACAACAAUAUCCACAAGGCCAACAACAAUAUCCACAAGGCCAACAACAAUAUUUGCAAGGACAACAACAACAUCCGCAAGGCCAACAACAAUAUCCGCAAGGCCAACAACAAUAUUUGCAAGGACAACAACAGCAUCCGCAAGGCCAACAAAAAUAUUUGCAAGGUCAACAACAAUAUCCACAAGGUCAACAACACCUACAAACCGAACAACAAAUUAGUUCUUCAGCUGAUGCUCAACCACAAAAAUUGCCAUAUAAACAGAGGCAACAGCUGAAACAGCAGUCCGAAGAGCAGCAACGUGAAUCAACGCCUUCAUCAUCUGGAUCGUCAGCUGCCCAACAGCCUAAAUCAUCGUACAAGCAGAAGCAACAAAUGAAACACUCAGAAAAACCGGCUGAAUCUACUCCUCCAACGCCGACAUCUACGCAUUCGUCAUCUCCAUCGCACGCAGCAGCGCUAGAACGCGUGGAGGAAGAUUUUGGUGGAAUGAAAAUCGGCAAGCAAAAGUUACAUUCGUCCAGUCUAAUGCAAGUGCUAGAGCGCCCCAACGCUUACGGAAAACAAGGAACUCGAAUUAGGUUGGAAGUGAACUACAUCGAGCUGCUUGUUGAAAAGCUCACUGGGACAGCUUAUCACUACGAUGUGGAUAUUAAGCCUCCUGCAUCCCGCAAGUGGCAGAGGGCUGCCUUUCAAGCGUUUGCUAGGGAAGUGUUUCCUGGGUUCAAUUUUGCGUUCGACGGUAACAAGAAUGCGUACUCGGCCAAGCGAGUGGAAUCGGAUUUCUAUGAGAAUGAAGUGAAAGUGAAGGAAGAUGGUCGAGAACGCAAAUUCACUGUAGCCAUGAAGGAAGCCGCUGUGCUGGAUAUGAGUAGUUUAAAAAGCUACCUUAAAAGCAACAAUUACACUAAGCCUAUGGCUGCAAUUCAGUGUCUAGAUGUAGUUCUUCGCACCGCCUAUGAAAAUGAUCCAAAAUUUGUAAAGUUCAAAAAAUCCAUUUACGUCGUCCCGAGUCAACCACAAAGUGUCGGUGAAAAUCAUGAACUAUGGUACGGAUUAUUUCAGUCGGCUCUGCUAGGGUCUAAACCAUUCUUGAAUAUCGACGUAUCUCAUAAAGCCUUUCCAUCGGGUGGAAAAAUACUAGACAUAUUACGCGAUAUGAACAGAUCGACCCCAGUUUCGAACGAACCGCUACAACCUUGGUUAAUGAAUAACAUCACAACCUACUUAAAGGGAAUGGAAAUAAGUUACACGGGUCCUACCGGAGCCAAUAGAAUAUUCAAAUUCAAUAAAUUUAAAAACGCUGCUAACAAAGAAACCUUUAAAACGGAAACCGGACAGGUUCUCACUGUCGAGCAGUACUUUCGCCAGCAAGGUUAUCCACUCAAAUAUCCAAAUCUACCUGUUAUGCAUGUGGGUAGCACAGUGCGGAAUAUACUGUUACCGAUUGAACUUUGUAGUGUUCCUCGCGGACAGGCGCUUAACAAAAAACAUCCUGACUCGUGUACUCAACAGAUUAUUAGAAGUUCGGCAACUGACACUGCAACGAGAAAGCGCAAAAUAAUUGAUUUGUUCAGUCAAAUCAAUUACAAUAAUGCACCAACUAUCAAAGAGUUUGGACUUAGUGUUGGGACUAAAUUCGAAGAAGUUGAUGGCCGCGUUUUGGAGGCUCCAUAUCUAGAAUAUCGCGGUAAUAAGACGAUUCAACCAAGCAGGGGAGUAUGGCGAGCAGAAAAAUAUCAAUUUUUGCUUCCCAGUACAGAUAUCGUCCGACGUUCAUUAUGUUGGACUAUUUUGAAUUUAGACCAGAGAACACGUCAAGAUGCAAUUGAACGUUUUGGAAAAAUGAUCUACGAUAUAUCAAAAAGACAAGACGUGCAGCUUGAACCUUUUUCGAUGGCACGAAAUUGGAUGGAGCCUCGUGUCAUGAGAGAGUACAUUCGAGAACUAGAUAGUAUUUUCGGAAAACUCAAAGCAGACCGUAUGGAUUUGGUAAUUGUUAUAAUCCCAGGUAUUGGCGAUGCAUACGCUAAGGUGAAACAAAAAGCCGAAUUGGUUACUGGCUUACUAACUCAAUGCAUUAAAGGCGAUACUAUAUUUAAAAAGGGCACCGACCAAAGUACGUUAAACAAUAUUUGGCUGAAGAUUAACGCUAAAACAAACGGGACUAAUCAUAAACUAGUGCAAAAUUAUAAACCUCCUUUCGCUAGGAAGCAUGUUAUGUUCGUUGGUGCAGACGUGACCCACCCUUCACCAGAACAAACGAAUAUACCCAGCGUGGUAGGCGUGGCAGCCUCGUAUGAUCUGGAGGGAUUCCGUUACAACUGUUGUUACCGACUUCAAAAUCCCAAAGAUGAAAUGAUCCGGGAUCUUGAAAAUAUAGUUUGCAAACAACUUCGACUUUACCAGCAACAAAACAAUUCUUUACCAGAGCUAAUAAUGUAUUAUCGAGAUGGCGUUUCCGAAGGACAAUUCGCCGAAAUUUUGACAAUCGAGUUAAGAGCCAUUCAAGAUGCGAUUGCCAAAAUAAAUCCUGAAUACAAACCGAACGUUACUUUCAUCGUGGUCCAAAAACGACACCACGCCCGAUUCUUUCCAACCGGCGGGUUCCUCACAGAGGGGAAAAACAAUAAUGUACAACCAGGAACGAUCGUAGAUCGACACAUAACAGCUCCGAACCAGUAUCAGUUCUUUUUGGUUUCUCAUGCUGCUGUCCAAGGAGUCGCUAAGCCGACUAAAUACUGCGUUCUUUAUGAUGACGAAAAGUGCGAUCCAGAUCAACUGCAAGCCUUGACGUACAAUUUAUGCCAUAUGUUCGCGCGCUGUAAUCGUUCAGUAUCUUAUCCAGCCCCGACUUACUAUGCCCAUUUAGCGGCUUAUCGUGGAAGAGUUUAUAUCAAAGAUCGUCCACUAAACAUGGAUAAUUUGUUGCACGAGUAUCAACAAUUGCAAAUAAAAACCGAAAUCAUAGAUGGACACCCGAUGUUUUUCGUCUAAAAUGUUUCGUUUUGAUAUAAUAUAUGUAGAAAUAUCCAUUGGUUGACCCCUCCACAGCAGUGCUGACAACUAAAAGACGUGCACAGUUAACUUUCUUAAAUACCUCUGUAUAAUCUUUCUUUUCCAAUCGAACAUUCGAGCGAUCAGGACACUAAUAAUAAAAACCAUUUUUUUACCGUA